Messenger RNA from Kwoniella shivajii, 948 nucleotides. RefSeq lists its product as uncharacterized. The transcript has 5 exons. Gene Ontology annotation, cellular component: signal recognition particle, endoplasmic reticulum targeting. Gene Ontology annotation, molecular function: 7S RNA binding; protein binding; ribosome binding. Lineage: Eukaryota; Fungi; Basidiomycota; Tremellomycetes; Tremellales; Cryptococcaceae. The record is from RefSeq and is a predicted model, not a curated record. Bases 1 to 948 code for a protein of 315 amino acids. Gene Ontology annotation, biological process: SRP-dependent cotranslational protein targeting to membrane.
AUGUCGACUCUAGAAAAGUCCACAAACAAGAAGAAAUCGUUCACCGCUCGACCACCUCGUUCGGCUGAAGAAAGAUUACCAAAGUUAUAUAGAGCUUUAACUGAUCAAGUUGAUGAUGGUUAUUUCGUGAAUGCCAUAAAGACAUGUAAGAAGAUCUUAUCACUCGAUUCAUCGUCUCAAACAGCAUUUCAAACUAUUUUGUUCCUCUAUCUGCAAACAGACGAUUAUACAUCCGCCUUAUCACUAUUAGAUAAACCACCAACCUCAGAAGGGUCAUUGGACUUUGAAAGAGCUUAUUGUCUGUACAGACUUCACAGAGAGAAAGAAGCGUUGAAUUUAAUAGAAGGUAAAGAAGGUAGGAAAGUGCAACAUCUUGAAGCUCAAAUAAGAUAUAGAUUAGGAGAAUACCAACGUGCUCAAGAGAUAUAUGAUGAUCUCCUAGCUUUGGUUGAUAGUUCAUCAUCUGAACAUGCAGACAUCCUCACCAACUCAACAGCUACCACAUCUCAUCAAACUUUCUCAACAUCAUCUUAUCGAAAUCAUCUACCUUCUACUUCUGAAGGUGACUUGGAAAAUAAUGUCCCUUCUUUACCUACAGGAUGGGCAAUUGGUUCAUUAUCAAAGACAGUAGAAAAGAAGACAGCUAAUGUCAAAGCUCCAACCGACAAGAAGAGUGCUAAUGUCAAUGCGGGUGAAAAUAAAAGAAAGCACAAGUUACCUAAAGCCGCUGUUGUUGGUAAACCCUUCACCGAAGAUCCCGAACGAUGGAUUCCACUUCGUCAGAGAACUUCUUACAUCAAUGCUCAAGCUCAAGCACAGAACAGAAAGAAAGGUGGAAAAGAAAGUAUGGGUACCGGUUUCACCCAAGGAAGUACUGCCAUCUUAACCCAGUCUUCGGCUGGAGGUGGUGGUGGCGGUGGGAAAGGAAAGAAGGGGAAGAGAAAGUAA